AUGCCUUUUGGCUUGACGAUUGGAACCGAGCGUGCUGCUGCCUUGGAGCGGGCAAUCCAACAUGAGCUCACGGCGCGGGGCUACAGUCCUGAAGGAGAUAAUGUUAUGGCGGAGUACAUUACUAUCAUGAUAAUAAACAACAAGACUUCCGCUCAAAUAACCGCUGAAUUGGAAGACCUGAUUGGGUCAGAUUUUGACCACUCGUUCACGGACUGGCUGUUCCAGGAAGCCGCGAAGGGUGCGACCGGUCCCGAAUCAGUACCAACUGAAGCUACCUCCUCUGAAGAGACGCUUGACCAACCGCCAGAGGCGACGCAAAGUGCCGCUCCUGAGUCAUCACGGCGACCACCAAAUUCUGGACGGAGUGGUCUCUAUCACCAAGCUCUAUCCCAAGCACUUCCUUCGGCAGGUCAAAAGCGUAGCGCGUCUGCCCGGUCGCCCUCACCUAGCCACCCAAGCAAAAUAAGACGAACCGAUGUUCCUACAGGCCCGCGAGCCAUGCUCCGGGACGGUCCUCCGCUUUCAAACUCGCGUAGUCUCAUAGACCGCGUAGGUGGUCGGAAUGGCCCAACACAGAAUGGAUAUGGCCAAGACGACAUCCAAGCGCGGAUAGACAACAUCACCAACACUCCUGACGCAAACAUGAUGAUGGCAGCUGGAUACCCUGGAAUGAAUGGUAUGGACAUGAACGCCUUGGCAGCUUCAGGAAUGGGGAAUCCCCUGAUGCUUCAAGAGUUAAUGAUGAACCAAAUGGCCCUCAUGGCUCAGAUCAGCGGGAUGAUGGGUCCGGGUCAGUUUAAUGCGCCCGGUUUUCCGAUGCAAAACGGUAUGCCUGGGGACAUGAACAUGUUCCAAAAUGGGGGCAUGAAUGGUUUCCAGAAUGGACCUCAGGGGAUGAAUGGAAACACGAGAGGACGAGGCAGUGGUCGGGGACGAGGAAGCGGACGGGAAGGCACCGCAUUGGAGGCAGAGUCGACACAGCAAGUACCUAUCGCUGCGCCCAUCCCGACCGCUGCAACGCAUGCCAAGCCAAUACACUCCGCAGUUCCACCGGGUACGGCUCAACAGCGGUCUGGAUAUGUGUAUCCAGAACGACCUCAAUCGCCGACGCUGUGCAAAUUCGGUCUCAAGUGUACGAAUCCGCACUGCCGGUGGACGCAUCCAUCACCAGUUGCUACUGUUGAAAGCGGUGUAGUCACGAGUACAGAAGCUUGCGAGAAGGGCAAAGAUUGCAAGGACAAGGAUUGUGUGAAGGCGCAUGUCAGCCCAGCGGUGCUUACGGCCAAAGAUCAUCCCCCGCCAACUGUUCCUGUCCCGCAACCCUCUCACCACCAUCCUUCGCCAGUACCCUGUCGGUUCGGCGCUGCUUGCACGCGACCGAAUUGUACUUUCUCCCACCCUCCUCGUCCGUCAAGUAACUCGAGCCAUUUUGCUCAACAGUGCCGGUACGGUGCAGGUUGUACACGAGCGACAUGUUCAUUCCAGCAUCCGGAAGGUCGUGUGCUACCGACUUCAUUCCAUCGUGGGCUGUCGACGUCUGCCCCAUUGGUUAACGUUCAGGCUCCAGAAGCCGGUUCCAUGGGAGGACCCAGUCCGCAUAAAAGUGUCAAGUUCAGUAAUCCGGCUGCGGUGAAGGAGAAAUUGGAGAAGCUUGAAGAAGAGAAGAGCCGAGUUGAGAAGGGCCUGAAGUUGAAGGAAGCCGAGGCCGCGAGCAAAGAUUCUAAAUCACAAGUCGCAAUCACUGCUUGA
Desarmillaria tabescens is the source of this 1749-nucleotide messenger RNA. RefSeq lists its product as uncharacterized. The coding region runs from base 1 to 1749 and encodes 582 amino acids. Gene Ontology annotation, molecular function: poly(A) binding. The transcript has 8 exons. The record is from RefSeq and is a predicted model, not a curated record. NCBI's taxonomy places the organism in Eukaryota, Fungi, Basidiomycota, Agaricomycetes, Agaricales, Physalacriaceae. Gene Ontology annotation, biological process: regulation of mRNA stability. Gene Ontology annotation, cellular component: cytoplasm; nucleus.